Salarias fasciatus (jewelled blenny) is the source of this 1239-nucleotide messenger RNA. RefSeq names its product ras-related protein Rab-17. NCBI's taxonomy places the organism in Eukaryota, Metazoa, Chordata, Actinopteri, Blenniiformes, Blenniidae. The record is from RefSeq and is a predicted model, not a curated record. Gene Ontology annotation, molecular function: GTPase activity; GTP binding. The coding region runs from base 242 to 925 and encodes 227 amino acids. The transcript has 5 exons.
CUUUAACAGAUCAGCAGUGGGUGUGCACAAGGAAGUAACCUCAUGCUGAUUUACAAGUGAAGCCAGACUUUGGUUUUACUUUUCCUUUCAAGGUGAGCGUGCAGAUUUACUCCCUGACAACUGAUUUCUAAAGCUGCUUCUCUCCCACAAGAUCAACAGAAGGAUCCGGAUUUGACUGAGGUGUUGCAGCGUCGUCUGCCUGAGUCGUCUGACAGGUUUGGUUUAAACCAAGCUUUCCUUCAUGGGGGAGAGUCUCCCAGAUGUGCCGGGAGGAGAUCAGGAGCGUGGUGCUGCUUUCAGGAGGCCUGUGAGGACCCUCAGGGUUAAGAUGGUCCUUCUGGGAGGCUCUGGUGUGGGCAAGUCCAGUCUGGCUUUACGAUUUGGGAAGGAUGAGUUCAGGAGUACAUCGCCUACUGUAGGCUGUGCCUACCUGACCCGGGUGGUCCACCUGAGCGAGGUGACUCUUCGCUUUGAGAUCUGGGACACGGCGGGGCAGGAGAAGUACCACAGCGUGACCCCGCUGUACUACAGGGGGGCCCACGCUGCCCUGCUGGUCUACGACAUCAGCAGCAGGGAGUCUUUCAUCAGAGCUCAGCUGUGGCUCAAAGAGCUGGAGAAACAGUCCGUCCCGGGGUCCACGCUCACAUGGCUGGUCGGAAACAAAGGAGAUCUGGACCAGGACCGACAAGUGUCAGCACAGGAAGGGAAGAAGCUGGCCAAAGACAGGAGUCUGUUCUUCACAGAGACCUCCGCUCUGUCCGGGGAUCAAGUCAACGAGCUGAUGCUGGAUGUUGCCCACAGAGUGUACGAGCACGUUGGAGAGGAGCAGGGCGGACUGACAGAGUGGAAGGAGACGCUACCGGAGGAGAUGUAUCACAGAGACACCUCCAAUCCUCUUUCUUCCUGCUGCAAAGUCGGACCUUAAUCUCUGCAGAUGUUUGCCUUUAAUCCUGAAGCUUGAUCACACCUCGGUACUUCUGUACAAAUUCAGCUGAAGACUUGUCACUUUCAUGAAGUUCUCACUUUGAAAUCUGACGUGUGUUUGACUGGAGGCCAAGUCAAAAAAGAGGUUUCCCAGUUUGGUGGCGAAUGAAAUCAGGGCUCUGUCAUUCAGUUAGUUGAUCCAAGAUUUUACAACAUUGAUGUUUGUAAAAUUGGGAAACGGACUUUUCAAAAGUAGAAAAAAAAAAAAAAAGUUCACAGAAAUUUAGUGCAACAGCAUAUGUGAUACAAACUGGU